This is a messenger RNA of Malus domestica (apple), 525 nucleotides long. RefSeq names its product aspartic proteinase CDR1-like. Gene Ontology annotation, cellular component: extracellular region. Lineage: Eukaryota; Viridiplantae; Streptophyta; Magnoliopsida; Rosales; Rosaceae. The record is from RefSeq and is a predicted model, not a curated record.
AUGGGGACAAUUCCUACACCUCUGGAAAUCUGUCCGUGGACACUGUUACAUUGGCUUCCAGAACUGCAGGCAAGGCCGCCGUAUCAAUCCCCAACACCAUAUUUGGAUGUGGACACGACAACGGAGGAAUCUUCAGCGGGACUGAGACAGGGCAACAUGAUCAUAGACUCCGGGACUACUAUAACAACUUCGCCUACAAAGCUUUAUCAAAGUUUCGAAACGGCAAUUAGAAAGGCAAUUCAUCUGGAGGUGACGAAAGAUCCAACCGGCAUUCUACGGCUCUGUUACAAGACUAAACCGGAAAUCGACGCUCCCAUUGUUACAGUCCAUUUCCGUGGUGCAGACAUGAAGUUAAAAUCCGUCAACACUUUCGUUAGGUUUAGGGAAGAUGUUGUGUGUCUUGCAUUUUCCCCGACCAACGAUGUCGGGAUCUAUGGGAAUGUGGCACAAAUGAACUUCUUGGUAGGAUUUGACCUCCAAGAAAGGACGUUGUCCUUCAAGGCAACCGAUUGCGGUACCGGGUAA